CCUCGGGCACCCGGAGGGUGCUCGCAGCGGACCCCCAUUGAUCAUCCCAUGGGAUCGCCCCGGUGCGCCCAGACGGAGCCUGGGCGUGCGCCCCGAGCACGGCGUGGUCAGACACCAGCGCGGGUUAUCCCAGGGAUGCGCCAUCCCUGGGAGCGCCCGAUUCCAGGCUGGACGAGGCUUGGAGCGACCGGGUCUAUGGGGAAGGUGUCCCUGCCCGUGGCAGGGGGUGGAACGGGGUGAUCCUUACGGUCCCUUCCAACCCAAACCUUUGCAUUGUCUGUGCAAAACCCACACCCAGGGUCUGUCUGUCCUGCGGGGUUUGUUGUUGUUGUUGCUGUUGUUGUUGUUGUGACAGCUGCUGUCAGCAGCGUGGAUUUUGCAGUGUUACCCCGUUAUUCUCACUCGUUAAGGGCAGGGGGUCUGAACCGCGAGUGAAGCCCGGUUGCCUCGCCCGCAGACGCGCUCGCUAAAAAAACUACCAAACCACGGCAGGAAAUUUCUUUUGAGCACGUAAGGAAACCAAACUGGCAUAAUUCACCGGGUUUUAUAGCUUGAUCCUCAGCUGAGGCUUUCUGUAAUACCCUGCUCUGCGUCAGAGGAACUGCCUUGGGAGGGACCGAUACGCAAGAACAACUUGCUGUUAAGGAAACUUCCAUGCAGGCACAGCCGAGUGCGAGAGGGAGAUAAAGGGAGAAAUAAUGUCACGUUACCGAGGGCACGCUGGCAUUCCAGCAAAAGGGGUUAUGUAUGAGAAGAAUAUUGUACAAAUCAUCUGUCUGAAAAGCCCAGCCUGACUUAAAAUCCCCUCCGCCAUUGUUCUUUAAUGAAAAUACUUGUUUUAAAGGUACCUUUCAAUGUAGCUCGCAGCACCUGGUGCCUGUGCUGCUCCCUCGUCCUUCCCUGAGCGAGCCUUUUGACGUGUUUCCAAGGAAAGUAAGAAUAAUGAGCCCGGUACCCUGUGUUUCAUUUUUUAAAACCGUUUUAAAAUACAGGUUUUUCAUCCCUCAAAGGAAGGUUUCUGUUCUCCGCGGCAGUGCCCAGGCUUCUGCCUCCCCAGCUGUGAUGUGUGUUAAGACAAAAAGGGAAGCGUGCUCGGUGCCAGUGGCAGGAAGUGCCUGGAGUCCUCCUGCACCCAGAUGCCAGGGAUACUCAUCCUGCCACCACUGAGGAUCAGAUCCCAGCUUGGUGCUUGCAGAUUCUGCCACACCACUGAGUCCCUCCCUGAAAUAUGGGCUCUGAAGGGACGCAGCUGAUAAUUUUAAAUGACUUUUUUUUCCCUUCUCUGUAUGAACAUAAAGAAAUUUUGUUUGUUGCAGUUGUUUUCUUGCACGUGAGAAAGUGGUAAACUGAAAUACACUGGAGCUUUCCCGAGGAGGAGGAAGGAGGCAAACCCAGCAGGGAAGCAAGAAUGCUGUGUGCAUUGAGCCAUUACUCAGAAAAAGCUGUCUGUUCACAUCCCUCUGCCACCCUCUCUUCAUUUCAAAGACUAACUACUUCCUUCUCCUCCUCUCCCCUAGAAAAAAGGUUUUCUUCCCUAUUUUUUAGUGGCAAGGCAAUGCAAUAGCAAAGGUAUUGAAACCCAGUCUACUGAAUAAUAACUUAAUGAUGUGAGCCCUGUUCUGUUCCUUUUGAAUGGAUGGCUGCUUUGGCAGGAGAGCUGCUGGGAUCUGCUCCCUGCUGGGAGGGAUGGGAGGGUGGAGAAACCUGGAUUGAAGCUGAACAGCAACCAGAGUGGUGUAAAACUGAACCGGGAGACAGGAAUGAGGUCAACGCUGCAAGACUGUGAAAUGAGGAGAAAUUAUAUGCAGUUAAGCUGAGUUCAGGGACUGACUGGUAGUACGUUCGGAGUUUGGAUGUUUGGAGUCGUCUUUUAAAUCCAUUACUGCUCUUAUCUGUCCAAGAAUUGGAGCACCUUGGAAUAGAUGUGAGCACAAGACACGGCGCCGGCUGAAGCUGCCCGGGAACACCAUGGCUGCCGCCCCGCAUCUCAACUCGGAUGCGCUCCGAGAGGUCCUGGAGUGCCCCAUUUGCAUGGAGUCCUUCACUGAGGAGCACCUGAGGCCCAAGCUCCUGCACUGCGGGCACACCAUCUGCAAACAGUGCCUGGAGAAGCUCCUGGCAAACAGCAUUAACGGGAUACGGUGCCCGUUCUGCAGCAAGAUCACGCGGAUCACGAGCCUGGCUCAGCUGACUGACAACCUCACUGUGCUCAAGAUCAUCGACACCGCUGGACUGGGGGAAGUGGUGGGGCUCCUCAUGUGCAAGGUCUGCGGGAGAAGGUUGCCGAGGCACUUUUGCAAGAGCUGCAGCUUGGUUUUAUGUGAGCCCUGCAAGGAGGCUUCACACCUGCCCCAAGGGCACAGAGUCAUUGCUAUCAAAGAGGCUGCUGAAGAGCGUAGGAGGGAAUUUGGGACGAGGCUUGCCAGGCUAAGGGAGCUCAUGGGUGAUCUCCAGAAAAGAAAAGCUGCUCUGGAGGGUGUUUCUAGAGACCUGCAAUCCAGGUACAAAGCAGUUCUGCAGGAGUACAGCAAAGAAGAGCGCAAGAUCCAGGAGGAACUGGCCAGGUCACGCAAGUUCUUCACCACCUCUUUGUCUGAAGUGGAGAAGGUAAAUAACCAGGUAAUGGAGGAGCAAGCCUACCUGCUGAACUUAGCAGAGGUGCAGAUAAUGUCCCGCUGUGACUAUUUCCUUGCCAAAAUAAAGCAGGGGGAUAUAGCUCUCCUGGAGGAGGCGGCAGACGAGGAGGAACCAGAACUGACAAACAGUCUCCCAAGGGAGCUGACUCUGCAAGAGGUGGAACUCCUGAAGGUGAGCCACGUGGGACCACUGCAGAUCGGGCAGGUGGUGAAGAAACCUCGGUCUGUUAACGUGGAGGAGUCGCUCCCAGAAACUGCAGCAUCCUCGUCGGUGUCAUUUAGGGAGCCUGACCUGGUGCAGGAAGAGCCCAGCUGCACACCCCAUUCCUCACCAGCCAAGCCAAGGAUUCCUGAAGCAGCCACGAGCAUCCAGCAGUGUCACUUCAUCAAGAAGAUGGGCUCCAAGGGCAGCCUGCCAGGGAUGUUCAACCUCCCUGUCAGCCUGCACGUCACCACGCAAGGCGAGGUGCUCGUGGCAGACCGGGGCAACUUCCGAAUCCAGGUUUUUACCCGCAAGGGUUUUCUGAAGGAAAUCCGCCGGAGCCCCAGCGGGAUCGACAGCUUCGUGCUGAGUUUCCUCGGAGCAGACUUGCCCAAUUUGACUCCCCUUUCUGUCACCAUGAACUGCCACGGCCUCAUCGGGGUGACAGACAGCUAUGAUAACUCUGUCAAGGUGUACACCAUGGACGGGCACUGCGUGGCCUGUCACCGGAGCCAGCUGAGCAAGCCCUGGGGCAUCGCCGCGCUGCCCUCGGGGCAGUUCGUGGUCACCGACGUGGAAGGGGGGAAGCUCUGGUGCUUCACGGUGGACCGUGGCGUGGGGGUGGUGAAGUACAGCUGCUUGUGUAGCGCGGUGCGCCCCAAGUUCGUCACCUGCGACGCCGAAGGGACCAUUUACUUCACUCAGGGGCUGGGGCUCAACCUGGAGAACCGGCAGUACGAGCACCAUCUAGAAGGAGGCUUUUCCAUCGGCUCCGUCGGCCCCGACGGGCAGCUGGGGCGGCAGAUCAGCCACUUCUUCUCGGAGAAUGAGGAUUUCAGGUGCAUUGCUGGGAUGUGUGUCGAUGCCAGGGGAGACCUCAUUGUUGCUGACAGCAGCCGUAAAGAAAUCCUGCAUUUCCCUAAGGGAGGUGGCUACAACAUCCUGAUCCGGGAAGGACUCACCUGCCCGGUCGGUAUUGCCAUCACUCCCAAAGGGCAGCUCCUGGUGCUGGACUGUUGGGAUCAUUGCAUUAAGAUCUACAGUUACCACCUGAGAAGAUACUCCACCCCUUAAAGGCAUGGCUGUAAGCAAAGCCUCUCCUGGCAGCAGACAUUCUUCCAGCCUCCCUGCAAUCCAACAGGAACAAGUGUCCAGCCUUCAGGAAGACUCUGCCAUAACCGAAGGGGAUCUGGCAUAGAGGCCAUCAUGUUUUGUGUUUAGAAACAAAAUAGCUGUUGUGGUGGUGGUGGUCUGCUUUUUCUUCUUCCUUUUUUAUAUAAAAUCCAUACAAAUAAGAACGAGCGCAAGGGAAGGGAUCCAUCCCUUGGAGAAUUGGUUCCUUGCUAAGUGACUGGUCACUCCAUAAACCUUCUCACCUCCUUAUGCCACAUCUCCUGCACCCCCAGCUUUUAACCAGUGUCUUUCUUUGUGCCAUAAAAGCUGAGUGACUGCUCUAAAUCACCUUCCCUUACAGAACUAGCGAGGCAAUCCUCCUCUCUCUCUGUGGUACUCGCAAGGAACUGGGUAGCAGUUGUCUGGGCAACUCCUAGAGAGAGCAAUUUGGGAUUGCAUAAAACGAAAUAGCCCUCAUCAACCACGCGGAGAUGGAGCUUUACUCCCACCCUGACAAGGGACAGUUGUCUCUCUCCCAUUUUUCUGGUGUUCAGGAGAUCACCCCGUCGUGCCAUUUGUGAGCUGAGUCUGUUCCAUGUGUAGUGAGUACUGUGCAAUCGUGGGAGACCAAGCUGAGGCAGAAAAUUGCCCUCUUUAUUACUGAGUAGUAAGAAAAGAGGGGUUUUAUUACUACUCAGAGUCCUGCUACGUAGAAGGGGGUAAAAAGGGAGGGGGCUGAAGGAAAAAAAAACCUGAGGGGAAACCUAGGGUUGCUAUUUACUGCUGUUUUAUUAUUAAAUGUAUCCUGGAAACUGUCUUUGGAAGGUGUACCUGGUAUCUAAAAUUUCAUGGGGAGAGGGGAAGGGCUGGGGGAAUGAGACUGGGAGAUUGUAGAAAAUGAGAUUAAAUGCAACACACUGUAUGUUCACCUGCACUUCACUACUCUGCAUUCCAGACCAUUGCAUUUAGCAAUAGGUUUCCACUCAUCUGCACCUCCUAUGAGCAAGUUACUCACUGCUGAGAUAGGGAUGGGGAGGGGGGGACUAUUUCACUUCUAUUUUUUCAUACUUGGAAGCACAUCCAUUGAUGCACUGCCUUUUUUUUCCCUUGCACAGCAAAACACUACAUUCCUCAGAUUUUUUUUUUUAGAUUUUUUUUUUUUUAUACAGCACCAGCAGGCACCAGAGUUGCUGUUCAUCACGGCUUUGGGCCAAAUGAAGCACAAAACUGCAGCUGUGUGAACCAAGGCCCCCACAGUGCUACUCUCCUGGCUGAUAAAUGUGUACCUCAGUGUGGUGCUGCUCGCCCAGAAUAGUUUAUUGAAGGAAAGAUGCAUUUAAAUAGGGCACAGUGGUAGCAUGUUAAUCUGCCACAGAUAAUAGUUACACUGCAGUGCAUUUAUUUGUUGCUAUCAACAACGUAGUUGCAAAUUUGGGGCCACGACAGACAAUAUAAAAGCUGAUUUUAUGGUGGCUGCCGUCCUCCAGCAAAUUGUUUGCUACUUGUCCUACAAUGUUUGCAACAGGUGAAUUUUUUUUUAAGCUCCCAUAUACUCUCCCCUAAUGAAACAGCAAAGUGAAACAGGCUUUCUGAGCUGCUGCUGCUCCAGAUGGGUGUUUGGCAGUUACAGGGUUUGCAGAAGAAGUGCUGGGAGCAGAUUUUGGUGGGAUUUUCGGGGUUUUUUUCCUCUUCCUGUUGUGCUCAGGCAGAGCACUGAAGGGGCCAGAACACAAACACAGCUGUGUGAUGGAGCUGCCCCUCCAAUCAGGGCAACUUCUGAUUCCUCUUGCUAUAAUGCACUACAAAAAGCUUGUGGAGAAGGGAGCUGAGGCAGGAGGUGGUAAAUGGUGCUGAGGGAGCCCCGGGGACUGAACCCUCCUCCCUUCCUGAGCUGCUCCCUGUGUUUGCCAAGGCUGCCAACUUGCACAUCACUAUUUACACGCUCUGCUUCUCUUUUUUUGGGUGGGAAGGGGGCAUGUGACAGCAAUCUGGGGAGCCUUUCCCACCUUGCAUGUGUGUUUUGGGGAGAUGAGGACGAUUACUGGGCCGUGCUGCAGUUAAUGACAUUGUAACUGGAGGCAUUUUUCCAGUAUUAUUGCAAUGGCAGUUCCUCUCCUUCUGAUGUCUUUUAAACAUUUCUCCUGCUUCCAAGAACUGCUCCAAGCAGGAAGCUACCGUGGACCUGAAUAACUGAAGCAAUAUUAUCUGUGAUAAUAUGUACCUCUGUCAUUUUCUGUUCCCAUGGAUAUUUUUUUUUUUGAAAUAAACAGCACACUGUACUAGCAAUAACAUUUCCUGGAGUGCUUGAAGGGACAUAAAAAGCUGGUCUAGCAAACUGAGCAGUUGGUUACCCCAGCCUGUUCCUGGUUACAAAGUUCAAACAAAACGUCUGUCAUCUGUUUCUCACUCGGAGAAUUAAGGAAAAUAACACUACCCUGUGAUGCACUGGUGGGCCAGGACACUGCUAUCAGUGCCUGGGGCUGUGUCUUGCCUGCAGCUCUUCUGAUCUGGGCUUUCAGGCAGAAAAGGGAAAAAGGAAACCUGCUGUCCCUGCCCAGGGUCUGCAUGUCCCCUGACAAAACUCUCAACAGUGACUGUGAGAUGAUUUUGCAGAGCUCUGUUUUUUUGCUGUCGUGCCCCCACACGGUGUUGUGAUCGUCUGCCAAACAAGGAGUAAUUAAGGAUUGUGUUGAAAUAGUUGGCUCCUGUACCUGGAGAAAGAGCUUGUCUGGUCAUACGUAUGUGUUUGGUUUUUAAAGAUUGUGUAAUAAAGGAAAAAUUGAUCCAAUUAAAA
Messenger RNA from Pseudopipra pipra, 6745 nucleotides. It is a transcript of the gene TRIM32, whose product is annotated as tripartite motif containing 32. NCBI's taxonomy places the organism in Eukaryota, Metazoa, Chordata, Aves, Passeriformes, Pipridae. The record is from RefSeq and is a predicted model, not a curated record. Gene Ontology annotation, cellular component: cytoplasm. Gene Ontology annotation, biological process: protein K48-linked ubiquitination. The transcript is spliced from 2 exons. Gene Ontology annotation, molecular function: protein binding; zinc ion binding; ubiquitin protein ligase activity. Bases 1969 to 3912 code for a protein of 647 amino acids.